AUGUCCAGCCACUCUGGAAGAGGUCAUGGGGGUCUUAACCAACUAGGCGGAAUGUUUGUUAAUGGCCGACCACUUCCGGAGGUGAUCCGGCAACGCAUUGUGGACAUGGCCCACCAGGGGGUCCGGCCCUGUGACAUCUCCCGGCAGCUCCGAGUCAGCCAUGGCUGCGUCAGCAAGAUCCUGGGACGCUACUACGAGACAGGAAGCAUCAAGCCUGGUGUGAUUGGCGGCUCCAAGCCCAAGGUGGCCACCCCGAAAGUUGUGGACAAGAUCGCCGAUUACAAGAGGCAGAACCCCACCAUGUUCGCGUGGGAGAUCAGGGACCGGCUGCUGGCAGAGGGAGUGUGUGACGGCGACACGGUGCCCAGCGUGAGCUCCAUUAACAGAAUAAUACGAACUAAAGUCCAACAGCCGUUCAACCUGCCUCUAGAUGGAAAAGGCCUGAGCCCCGGACAAACCUUAAUCCCCAGUUCAGCGGUCACCCCUCCCGAAUCUCCUCAGUCCGACUCCCUGGGCUCCACCUACUCCAUCAGCGGCCUGCUGGGUAUCCCUCAUCCCAGCGCCGAGGGCAAGAGGAGCCACGAUGACAGUGACCAGGACAGCUGCCGGCACAGCGUGGACUCUCAGGGCAGCGGCGGCGUCCCGAGGAAGCAGAUGAGGGUGGAUCAUUUCUCAGCCGCCUCGCAACAUCUGGACUGCGGGUUCGAUCGUCACCACUACCCGCCGGACUCAUUCGGCUCGGCCUCCGGCAGCAAGGCAGAGCAGACUUUGUACCCGCUGUCCCUGCUCAACGGCAGCCUGGACGAGGCCAAGACCAGCCUCUCAGCAUCCAGCUCCACCAUUGGACGGAAUCUGGCGCAUCAGGGCUACACCAUGGUGACCGAGCCCCUUCAGUCCCUGCCGCUCUGUCUAAAACAGGAAAUGUCCCCAGAGGUGACCAGCACCAGCCCAUCGCCAAACAUGGCGGCCUCCAACCUGGCGUUCCUGGAGCUGCAGGCGCUGCAGAAACCUGUGUCUCUCAGCGGCAGCAGCUGCAGCUCCAACCAUUUCCCCAAUGCAUUCAACUCAUUCUCCCAUCAUGCACCAGUGUACGGGCAGUUCAGCAGCCAGUCUGUCAUCUCAGGACGUGACAUGGUGAGCUCCACGCUGCCCGGUUACCCCCCCCACAUCCCGUCCCCUGCACAGUCAGGAUACUCCUCCUCUGCCAUCACAGGCAUGGUCGCAGCAGGUGCAGACUACACCGGUCAGUCCUACACUCAUUCACCCUACACCUCGUACAGUGAGGCCUGGAGGUUCACUAACUCCAGCAUCCUGGGUUCCCCCUAUUACUACAGCUCGGCCUCCCGCACAGCCCCACCACCAUCAGCCGCCUACGACCACCUCUAG
Molecule: messenger RNA, 1386 nt
Organism: Limanda limanda (common dab)
Lineage: Eukaryota; Metazoa; Chordata; Actinopteri; Pleuronectiformes; Pleuronectidae
Gene: pax8
Product: paired box 8
Exons: 11
Coding region: 1-1386 (461 amino acids)
Biological process (GO): regulation of transcription by RNA polymerase II; anatomical structure development
Molecular function (GO): DNA-binding transcription factor activity, RNA polymerase II-specific; RNA polymerase II cis-regulatory region sequence-specific DNA binding
Source: RefSeq, a predicted model, not a curated record